Messenger RNA from Aedes albopictus (Asian tiger mosquito), 1748 nucleotides. RefSeq names its product U4/U6 small nuclear ribonucleoprotein Prp31 (gene Prp31). The record is from RefSeq and is a predicted model, not a curated record. The coding region runs from base 119 to 1654 and encodes 511 amino acids. Gene Ontology annotation, biological process: mRNA splicing, via spliceosome; spliceosomal tri-snRNP complex assembly. Lineage: Eukaryota; Metazoa; Arthropoda; Insecta; Diptera; Culicidae. Gene Ontology annotation, cellular component: precatalytic spliceosome; U4 snRNP; U4/U6 x U5 tri-snRNP complex. The transcript has 5 exons.
CAAGCGGCUUUCUGGGAUUGUUUAUUAUCGUAAAAUCCAAACAUCAGCAAACGUUUUUCAGAAAUUUUUGCAGUUUUCGCGCUUAUUAGUGAAGAAAGUUAAAUAAAAUCGACUAAACAUGUCGCUUGCCGAUGAGCUUCUGGCCGAUUUGGAAGAUGACAACGACGAGACCGAGGAGCUGCUGGAAACCGUCAAGCAGGAAACGGAGGAUGAACCGGAAGCUCAACACCAGAUGUCCGGCGGGGAGGAGGAAGCCAUCAUUAUGGACGUGAAAGAUGAGCCCAUGGAAGUGGACGUUAAGGUAGCGUCCAUCCGGGAGAUCUGCAAACUGCGCGACUCCUCCCGGCUGGCCAAUGUACUCACUCAGAUAGCGAAGUUCGUGAAAAAUCCACGCAAAACGUCGGAAAUGAUUGGCAACGUCGAGUCGGAUCCGGAGUACCAGCUGAUCGUGGAAGCCAACAACAUCGCGGUGGAUGUCGACAGCGAAAUCUCUGUUAUUCACAGAUUCGUGAAGGACAAAUAUCAGAAGCGGUUUCCGGAACUGGAUUCGCUUAUUAUGGUGGAAAUGGAUUAUGUCCGUAGCGUGAAGGAGCUGGGCAAUGACCUGGAUCAAGCGAAGAACAAUGAACGACUUCAGGAAAUUUUGACUCAAGCCACUAUCAUGAUUGUUUCUGUUACCGCGUCCACCACUCAGGGAACUCGCCUAGAACCGCACGAACUGCAGCAGAUCUACGAGGCCUGCGAUAUGGCGAUAGAGCUCAGCGAUUUUAAAACCAAAAUCUUCGAAUACGUCGAAAGCCGAAUGACGUUCAUCGCGCCUAAUUUGUCCAUGAUUGUCGGAGCGUCUACCGCGGCCAAAUUGGUGGGUCUUGCCGGUGGGCUUACCAGGUUAUCCAAAAUGCCGGCGUGCAAUGUGCUUGUUUUGGGGGCGCAGAAGAAAACAUUGUCAGGGUUCUCAAAGGUGGCAAUGUUACCCCACACCGGAUACGUUUACUACUCGGACAUAGUCCAGGAUACGCCACCGGAUAUGCGUAGGAAGGCCGCUCGCUUGGUAGCCUCCAAAAGUACCCUGGCGGCCCGUGUGGAUGCUUGUCACGAGAGUCACAUGGGCGAGAUUGGGCAACGGUUUCGCGAGGACAUCGAAAAGAAGCUGGACAAACUGCAGGAACCUCCUCCGGUGAAGUUGAUUAAACCGCUGCCCAAACCAAUCGAAGGUGGUAAAAAGAAACGAGGCGGUAAGCGUGUGCGCAAGAUGAAGGAACGCUAUGCCAUAACGGAGUUCCGCAAGCAGGCCAACCGGAUGAACUUCGGAGAUAUCGACGAGGACGCCUAUCAGGAGGAUCUGGGCUACACCCGUGGCACCAUAGGGAAAACCGGCACCGGUAGGAUACGGUUGCCGCAGAUCGACGAAAAGACCAAAGUGCGAAUCAGUAAGACUCUGCAGAAAAAUCUCCAAAAACAGCAGCAGGUUUGGGGCGGAAGCACCACCGUCAAGAAGCAGGUAUCCGGUACGGCAUCCAGCGUGGCGUUCACACCGCUGCAGGGACUGGAAAUCGUUAAUCCACAGGCGGCGGAAAAACCUGCCAGCGAAAGCACGGCUAAGUAUUUCUCCAACACUUCCGGGUUUCUGUCGGUGGGAAAGCGAACGACGUAAGGCAUUUCGGAUAGUGAAUUGAAUAUGUUUACUGUUGAAUGUGGUAAAAAAGUUUGAUUACUUAAGUUGAUUAAUAAACUAUUAUAAAAAAGAA